Pantherophis guttatus is the source of this 4810-nucleotide messenger RNA. RefSeq names its product lysyl oxidase like 4 (gene LOXL4). Gene Ontology annotation, biological process: collagen fibril organization; peptidyl-lysine oxidation. Lineage: Eukaryota; Metazoa; Chordata; Lepidosauria; Squamata; Colubridae. Gene Ontology annotation, cellular component: membrane. Gene Ontology annotation, molecular function: protein-lysine 6-oxidase activity; copper ion binding. The record is from RefSeq and is a predicted model, not a curated record.
CUUCCUGCUGCUAACGUUUUUAAGUACUGCAGAAACCCAACAGGUGAAGCCUGCUGAACCCGGGUCUCUUGUCAGCCAGAGGGUUUUGUAGCGGGCGACCAGCCUCCCCCUCCCCCUGAGGUCCAGCUGCUGACCAGAAGUUGUCGGGCUCCGGAGAGCAGCUCUUUCCCCACCUUCAGCGGCUGCACGUGAGGGUCUCCACCAGCACUGGACCAGAGAUGCUCCCUCUGCAGGUGUAUCCUCUUACCUUCCUCCUCUUCCUCCUCCUAUGUCUUCAAGUACCUAGCUGGGCAAAGCACCCCAAAAUUAAGCUGCGCUUGGUGGGGCCCAGGAGCCAAGCAGGUGAAGGGCGUCUGGAGGUGCUGUACAAAGGACAGUGGGGCACAGUGUGCGAUGAUGACUUCAACAUCCACGUGGCAAAUGUGGCCUGCAGAGAGCUGGGCUAUGAUCAGGCCAUAAACUGGGCUCACAGCGCCAAAUAUGGCUCAGGAGAUGGUCCCAUCUGGCUGGACAAUAUGCGCUGCUCAGGUACUGAAAGCUCCCUGGCUGAAUGUGCCUCCAAUGGUUGGGGGGUGACUGAUUGCAACCACAAUGAAGAUAGCGGCGUGGUGUGCACAGGGCCCCGCCGACUCAAUUCUGCUGCUUCACAUAUCCAGCUGCAGGGUUCAAAGGUAGAAGAGGUACAGAUCAAGCCGAUACUGGCCCGGGCCAAAUUGAGCUCCCCGGUCACAGAAGGUGCGGUAGAAGUAAAGCUCCAGGGGCGCUGGCGCCAGGUGUGCGAUGCUGGCUGGACUCGAAACAAUACUCGUGUACUGUGUGGGAUGCUGGGAUUCCCCUAUGACGGACAGGUGGCCACAGGAUUCUACAGGAAACUCUGGAAUCAGAAACUAAAGGAUCCAAGGUCCAGCCUAAAAAAACUGAGUAAGAAGAAUACCUUCUGGAUCCAUCAGAUUAAAUGCCUGGGCACUGAGGUUCACUUGGGUGAAUGCAAACUACAUGUGCUUCCAAAAGCUCAGAAUCAAAGUGCCUGCCCACAUGGUAUGCAUGCCUUGGUCAGCUGUAUAGCAGGUCCUGAAUUCCAGCCCAAGAAAGCCAAGCUAACCAGCCAUAGCAAGCCUAAGCAGAAGGAAGCCCAGGUGCGUCUCCGUGCAGGUGCACAUAUAGGUGAAGGACGUGUGGAAGUGCUAAUAGGUAACCAGUGGGGCACUGUGUGUGAUGAAGGCUGGAAUCUACCUGCUGCCAGUGUGGUGUGUCGGCAGUUAGGUUAUGGCACUGCACGAGAAGCUCUUUCAGGAGCACAGUUGGGCCAAGGCCUAGGUCCUAUCCAUUUAACAAGAGUGCGGUGCAGGGGACAUGAACGAUCACUGAUGGACUGCAGGUCCCAAAAAGCAGCUCAGACAGGAUGCCGGCAUGACAAUGAUGUUGCUGUCCGCUGCAAUGUGCCCCAAACAAAUGUCCAACGUCAAAUCCGUCUGGCUGGUGGACGCACUUCAGAGGAAGGUGUUGUAGAAGUACUGGUGCCCAGAGGAAAUGCCUUCCGCUGGGGUGCUGUGUGUGGGGAACACUGGGGACUCAAGGAGGCCAUGGUUGUUUGUCGACAGAUGGGGCUGGGCUUUGCAAGCCAUGCUCUCCAGGAAACAUGGUACUGGCAGGGCAAUACAGAUGCUUCUGAGGUGGUGUUGAGUGGUGUGCGCUGUAAAGGCACAGAACUGUCUAUUCUACAAUGUCAGCACCAUGGACCCGUGCAUUGCCCAAAUGGAGGAGGCCGUUUUGUUGCAGGAGUCACCUGCACCCAGAAUGCUCCAGAUCUAGUAAUGAGUGCCCAGCUGGUAGAGGAGACAGCUUAUCUUGAGGACCGCCCAUUGAACAUGCUGUAUUGUGCCCAUGAGGAAGGCUGCCUUUCUGCCUCUGCUGACCAUAUGAACUGGCCAGAGGGGUAUCGACGCCUGCUGCGCUUCUCUUCUCAGAUUCACAAUCUGGGCCGGGCUGACUUCCUUCCCAAAAUUGGGCGUCAUGCAUGGAUAUGGCAUGAAUGCCACAGACAUUUCCACAGCAUUGAGGUUUUCACACACUAUGACUUAUUGACACUCAAUGGAUCCAAGGUGGCUGAGGGACACAAGGCCAGUUUCUGUCUGGAGGACACCAACUGCCCAGAGGGAAUGCAGCGGCGUUUUGGCUGUGCUAAUUUUGGAGAGCAGGGUGUCAGUGUAGGCUGCUGGGACACAUACAGACAUGAUAUUGACUGCCAGUGGAUAGAUAUCACUGAUGUGCCCCCUGGGAGUUACAUAUUCCAGGUUAUAGUGAACCCUAAGCAGGAGGUAGCAGAAUCUGACUUUUCCAACAAUGCCCUUCGCUGUCAGUGCCAGUAUGAGGGACAACGUAUUUGGUUGCAUGGAUGCCAUACAGGUGACGAGUAUGGUGCCAGGAUAGAGUGGGAUGAGGAAGCACAACGGAGAUUGAGCACCAACUUUGUGUAAGGCAGAUAUUCCAGAAGCAGCUGGAAUUCCCAAGGACCUGGAUCUAGAUCUUCUCAUGGCUCAAAGCAACCCAACACGAGCUAUGGUAGAAUCCAAGCAGCUGCUGGCUAGCACAAGAACUAGAUUCUGCAGACAGAUUCUUCCAAGACCCUCUUCCCUCCUGGUCAUUUGUCCAGGAUUUUCACACACAGCGGCACCACAUACAGACUUUAUGGCCAUACUGUGACUAUCACUACUUUGCCUUCCAUUACACAGUCCAGCUUGUCUGGUCUGCUUUCUCUAUUUAUUCAGCUUGGCAACUAUGGUCAAAUAUGGGACUGAAAUGACCUGAUGGGGGACACUACAGUCUUUCUCAUGUCCAGCUAAGAUAAUAAUUCAGAGGCAAAAAGGACCAUGCUCUUGCCUUGCUGGCAGAAGGGGUGCGUGAGUAGCACAGCCCAGAAAAACUACCUCAGCCAGCACUAUCUGCUGACAAGCUUUUAUCUCAGGAGCUGGUUCAUCUCAAGACAUAUAUCAUUCUUUUCAGCCCCAUAUCCCCACUUUGCCACAAAGGCAUACAGCAUGCAACAUGCCAGUAGGCCCAAGCAUCCAUACCCACCUUACCUCUGAUGCAGAAGGCUUCGUCCUGCCAUGGAUGCAGAUACCUCCAGAUCCAAGAAUUCAAGUCAGACCAAAGGAUGCAGAAAAGGCACCUCUGAGCCCUCCUGUAAGAAGGCACUAGUUGGGCCAUGCUAUUAGUUUAAAUAUUGAGAGAUUAGGGAAGUGGAACAAUAUUAUUAACUAUGGAGUCAGUAAUGUGCAAUGAACCGUGAUGGCUUUCAGGAAGCGUAAAAUACGAUUUGGGGAUCACUUGCUCAGGGAAGAAUCACAAGCCUCUCCCAAGAGAAACAAAAGGUGCCAUUUUGUACCACAUUUUAUAGAGUUUGACCCUGCCAAUAAAAGGCUUUUUGAACCACAUAAUAAUAUUCAUGGUUGAAUGAGAGAAAUCACGGGCAGAUUCUUGUGCCAUCCACUUUUUUGCUACGAGUUCCAAUGAUGAAGUCCAGCUGAGAAAGCUUGGAAACAGCACACGCCAGUCUGUUUGUCUGCCCACCUGUGUGGAGCAGGGAAGCAUUGCUUCAGAAGCAGCAGCAUUAAACUGGCUCAGGAUAGCAGAGGAUAAUGCUAGCAGAGAAUGGGUGGAAGCAGUAAUGCCUCAAAUCCAAAGGGAAUACCCACAGAUCUCCCAGUAGGAGUGAGGCAAGCCAAUGUGCCUAUGAGGGAGAAGUCAGGCAGAAAGAGUUGAUCAUAACAAAAUUGCACCUGCCUCCCUCAACAGCCCCACUGCAGUGUUCAUCCAGGCAACAAAUAAAGCCUAGCUAUAGGCAGGAGCUUGCAAUAGAUCAGGCACUGUGGAAGGGGGAGGGCAUCUCUCAAGCUCACGUCAAGGAAGGAAGAGGAAUGGAUGGGAGUGAUUUAUGCCUGCCCCCAGGAAAGCCAAGACUCAACGGCCCCAUUGAUCUCCAGCACCACAGUAGAGUCGUACUAGAACUGUAAUCUCCCCCACCCCAAAGCAAGCUUACUUUUCUCUUACAACUGAGCUCAAUUGGAGUACUCACUUCAUUGGUAAUCCUGCAAUGGAUUAACAAGCAGCCAGAAAUAUGUUAAUCUGCCUGGCCUUCUUGGUGAUGGAGUUUAGCUUAUUUCAUAAUGAAUCCAAGGAAACCAGGGGGGAAGAGAAGCAUUCUCUCCUUCAAAAGUGGAGGAAGGAUGUGGGGUGGGAGAUGGGAACAGCUUAGCAGAGGCCAACCCCUUUUUCCUCUAAUGCCCCAUCAGAGGUUCCACUCCUUGGGAAAAGUACCUGGUCCCAAAAGUACCUGGUCACACUGUACCUGCUGAUAUACAGUUCUUCCAAAUUCACAACUAGCAAAAGUGUAUUUUAGCUGAAACAGAAUCUUCACAACAGUGUGACUCCUCCUCUGGAACAAUUCCUUUAAAAAUGUUACUGGGCUGGUGGUAAUCUAUUUUGGGUGAAGUAGGGAGGGUCAGGAGGUUUUUAAUUUCUCUGGGACCUGGGACAAUUCAGGCAGUGGGACACUGAUUCUCAUUAUCUGAACUCUCAACCGGAGAGAGAGCUGAUUGGUUCAUUGGGUUUUCUGGGGUUCAAGACCAACAGAAGUGAAAAAAAAAAUAAGGUUGGCUUCAAUUUGGGUGUGAAAAUGGAGUGGAAAAAUUGUAAUAAUUUUAUUAAAUGUUAUAAUUCAGAAGAUAAAAGCUAAUACAAACUAAAAAAAAAGAUGUAAAAAAUAGAAAUGUUUUUUAACCUUGACCAAAUAAACUAACUUUAUAUUUAU